This is a messenger RNA of Papaver somniferum (opium poppy), 3479 nucleotides long. RefSeq names its product disease resistance protein RPS5-like. The coding region runs from base 477 to 3122 and encodes 881 amino acids. Gene Ontology annotation, molecular function: ADP binding. NCBI's taxonomy places the organism in Eukaryota, Viridiplantae, Streptophyta, Magnoliopsida, Ranunculales, Papaveraceae. The transcript has 3 exons. The record is from RefSeq and is a predicted model, not a curated record.
GGGGAUCACCGUCUUCACCACUUCUAAAGGUAGCUGGCAUGAAAGGAAAACUAAACAUAUCAUUUGAGCAAAGUAUAUAGGCAUUUAAGAUAGUCUUUGGACUUGAAAUGAAAUGUGGUCUCGGUUACUGGCUUGGGAAAACGCAACUUGUCUGAGAAUGCACAUUAAGUUUAUAUACAUUGAACUGUUUUAUCUGAGGAAUAGAAACGAUAAUUCAACUAGUUUAUUGUUGAUUUUUUAUUCUUAUCGUAAAGCAAAUUUACAAGAACGUACUUGAUUUACAUAAGCAGUAUCCAGAUGCGAGGAAUACUGAACGAGUAUCAUCGAACCAUGAUUUAUACAUAGGACUGCGAUCCCUCCUCUUUCUUAUUUAAAUCAUCAGCAGUCUUAUUGCUUUCCUACGCACAAACGCAGUAGUUGCUGAACAACCAGGAAAACGCUGACCUGUAAACAAUAUUGACAUUCUCUCUCUUACAAUGACCCAACAACUUUUUCUUUUUUCUUUUUUGUGUUACACACAUUACUAUAAAGUAAUGGAUUGGGCGAAUAGAAGUACCAAUAUGUUUGUUCAUUCAUCUGCAAUAACUUCUACUGCCUUUUCUUCUCCUUAUUUCAUUAUAAACACUUCGUUUCUCCGGAUUUUUCUUGAAAUGCCAUGGUAUUUUUCAGUGUUGGCUUGUUUGGCGCAAACAGGGCCUCCAGUCCUUACAUUUCUGAAUGAAGGCUUCACAUUUAUCUCCGGCCUGUGUGGCUGUUUCGGCAUCACAAGUUAUCAAAGCAUCUUUCCUAAUGGCAUUCCCAGAUGUCAAGAAAUUCCCAGUGUUGAAGUUUCUGGGGAGAAACCAACGCAAACGCUUAAUGAGAUUAAGAAGUUAAUGUUUAAUGAAGAGAAUAACCACGUAAGUAUAAUCGGUUUAUAUGGAAUGGGUGGAGUAGGAAAAACCACUCUUCUGACAGAGCUAAACAAUGAGUUUGUUAAGACUAGCCAUGGAUUUGAUUUAGUAAUUUGGGUGGUGGUUUCUAAGGAUUUGGACUUGAAAAAUAUUCAAGACCAAAUUGGGGAUAAACUGAGUUUAUCAUGGCCAGAAGCAACACAAAUACAUAAGCGAGGUAAAGAUAUAUUCAAAGUGUUAAACAACAAGAAAUUUGUAUUAUUGUUAGAUGAUAUCUGGAAGAGAGUAGAUUUACAAGAAAUUGGAAUUCCAUAUGUUAGAAAUAACACAAAGGAAGUAAAAAACAGGUCAAAGAUUGUCUUCACUACAAGGAUUAAAUCCGUAUGCGAGUCUAUGGGAGCAAGACCAAUUAAAGUAAAAUGUCUAGACGAGGAUGAAGCUUGGAACUUAUUUCACCAAACGGUUUUAGGAGCCUACGAGCCUUGCAGCCGCAGCAACAACACGGCAGAUGAUGAAUCAGGGACUGAGCUGGAUCCAGUUAUACGUGAUCUUGCUAAAGAUAUUGCGAAAGAAUGUCUCGGUUUACCUCUAGCUCUCCUCGCUAUUGGUCGGGCCAUGGCUGGCAAAAAAGAACUUCGACAGUGGGAGUAUGCACUCAGUACUUUACGCGGAUCUGCCAGUAGUUUUCCAGAUAUGGAGGAUGAAGUAUUAUGUAAACUGAAAUUAAGCUACGAUUACUUAAGAAAUGGAAAACUGAAGUCAUGUUUCUUAUAUUGCUCGUUAUACCCAGAAGACUAUCCCAUUAAGAUAGAAGAAUUAAUAGAUGUUUGGAUAGGAGAAGGUUUCUUAAAUGAAGUUUGCGAUCGCCUUGAAGGACGUGAUGUAGUCGAAUGUCUUAAAAAUGCAUGUUUGUUAGAAAGCUGUGUAAUUGAGGAAUAUGGGCUAGUGGAACACGGGGUAAAAAUGCAUGAUGUUAUCCGUGAGUUGGCAAUUUGGGUAGCCUCCUCAGGUCUUGGAGAGAUAAAUGUGAAGGAUUCCAUUCAAGAACAACAAGACCUCCAUAAAUGGGAGUUCGCUGAGCGGAUAUCUCUAACAGGAUCCAAAGCUGUGUCAAAACUAACUGGAGCUCCAAAAUGCAGAAAUCUUUUAACUUUGUUGCUCCGAGGAAGUGAGAUUCGAACUCUGUCUGAUGAAUUUUUUCAAUACAUGCCCCGGCUUAAAGUUUUAAGCAUGCCUCAACAUCUGGAAAUCGACAAUCUCCCAGCAAGUAUUUCUUCAUUGUCUGGACUACACUAUCUCAACUUAGCAAAGACGUCAUUUAGUUCAAAUGCUACUCUGAAACCAGGUACUUUUGAUUCUCUUGUAAGUUUGAAGACGUUGGACUUAUAUUUUUCGAAUCUAAGAAACUGGGAAAAAAAAGGUGGGCCAAGCCUGGAUGAAUUAGAAAGGUUAGAAAAUCUGAAGUCUCUGGGACUCACUAUAGAAAGCGAUGUUGCUCUGAAAAAGUUAGUAACUACUGUCAAAUUGCAAAUGUGCACAAAAAAGUUGAUGGUCGAAAUAGAAAGAGGCAUAUCUUCCAUCUCGCUGUCACCAUCCUCACCACUGUCGCCAACAUCGGUUAGUCUUGCUAACAUGGCUGGUUUAAAGAUACUUCAUCUUCGACAAUGUAGUGGGUUGAGAGAAUUAAGAAUCCCAAGUACAAGUAGUGUUUGUGCGGAGGAUAAAGUUACUUUGUGCACGUCCUUGGAGGUAUUACAUAUUCAACUUGUGGCACAAUUAGACAUAGUGUGUGAUAUGCUUCAACAGUCGUCGUGCUUUGUAAACCUUAAACAUGUAAGAAUCAUGGGUUGUCACGAAUUGAAGGACGUAUCAUGGCUGAUAUAUGCUCAGAAUCUUGAGAUCCUUGAUAUGGGUUAUCAGAAUAUAUUAGAAGAAAUAAUAUCCUACAGGUUUCCAGGGGUAACCGACUGUGAUAUUACCUUUCGAAGACUACAGACGAUGAAACUGUAUGAGUUAGGAAAUCUACAAAGGAUAUGCAAUCAUAAUGUGAAAUUCCCUGUGUUAAAGCAUAUUACAGUGAUGUAUUGUCCGAAAUUGAAGAAGUUGCCGUUUGAUCCCAGGACUUUAAGAAAGAUUGAAGGACAAAAGGAAUGGUGGGAAAGCCUAGUGUGGGAAGAUGAAACCGCCAAAUCUAUUCUUACUCCUUUUUUUGUUAUUAGCAAGGGCUAAUUCUUAUACAACUUGAUCCUGCAAGUGUGAUCAGUUGGAUUGUCGGACAGCCAAACCACCAAAUCACAGGGCCACCCGACUGCUAAACUUUGUGGGCGUUUGGAUAGCUGGAAUGCAGAGAGUCGUGGAGCCACCACGCCAGUCGUGGGCGUUUGCACUCACACUGUGAUUUUUACUCUCAAAUAAUUAAAAGUAUACUUCCUCUUCGUCGUUUUGUGUUAGCACCUCCUUUUGAUCUACUGUUCUCUUCUCGUUUAUCUUGUUCUCUCUUGUAAAAACAAAAGAGACACUUGUUAUGUUCUUACAUAACAGAUCAUGGAUUUGACAAUCAGUGAAGAUGAAAGGAACAAUUAGAUA